AAUAAAUACAAUUUCUUCCUAAUAUUAACAACUCUUUUAUUGUUAGCCUCCUCUCAAUAAGAUUAUUAAGGUACAACUAUUAACUAUGAAACACCUAUUGAAAUACUAAUAGAAUACUGUACAAGUUGAUCUUAUAAGGGAGCAUUUCAAUAAUUAGAAAAUGCUCUCUUAAAUUAAUAUUCAAAUAAGGUUAAUGUAAUAGGUUAACCUUAUCCAAUAGGACCUUAAAAGUAAAUGUUGGUCAAUUUACUAACCUUUAUACAAUAUGGGUCUUUAAUAAUCUUAGUGGUUUUCGAUUCAAUUUUAUAAAAUAAAAUUUCAUUAUGGUAAUAAUACAUUAGUCCACAUAAAAUGAGAGUA
Molecule: messenger RNA, 360 nt
Organism: Paramecium sonneborni
Lineage: Eukaryota; Ciliophora; Oligohymenophorea; Peniculida; Parameciidae
Source: the annotation of a GenBank genome assembly